Molecule: messenger RNA, 1141 nt
Organism: Leguminivora glycinivorella
Lineage: Eukaryota; Metazoa; Arthropoda; Insecta; Lepidoptera; Tortricidae
Exons: 2
Coding region: 42-1028 (328 amino acids)
Source: RefSeq, a predicted model, not a curated record
UGGCGUUAACGGCAGAAACGGCGGACGCCGGAGUGAUAGUUAUGGCGGCGUCGGCGACGACGGCGACCUCUAGCGUGGCGCCUGCUACAACUAGCGGGGAUGAGCCAAUGGAAGUUAAUAAAAUUAAAGCAAGACCGUUAGAACCGAAUAAGGAGAAUAAGGAUUGUUGGCGGUGUGGCAAAAAACAUGGGAAUUUCUGUAGGUUCAGAUAUAGUAGAUGUUAUGUAUGUAAAAGAAUGGGCCAUAUCGCAGAGGUAUGUUCGGAUACACGAGACAAAGGUAAGUCGAAGGAAUCAAGUCGACUUAAUGGAUUGUAUGAGGAUGUCUUGUGUAACUGGGUGUCAAACAAAGUGGUGGCUCCGUUUUAUGCGGAGGUGCAAUUAGAUGGUCGAUUAGUAAACUUGGAAGUCGACUGCGGAGCAGCAUAUACCAUGUUGAGAGAGAGUACAGCGAGGGAAAUUUGGAAUGGUAACCUGCCAAGUUUGGAUAAGUCAAAGGUUAGGUUGACGACCUGGACUGAAAAUCAGGUAGAGUUGCUGGGAGAAGCUGAAGUGGAUGUAAAAUUUAAAAAUAUACAUACAAAGUUAAAUUUGCUGAUUGCAAGAGGCAACGGACCAGAUUUGUUAGGCCGGGAUUGGUUUCCAAAUUUGGGUAUAGGCAUUCAUGGUAUUAAUAACGUACGGAUAGAAGAUGCAGGUAUAGAUACGUUAUUGGGAGAAUAUGAAGAAGUUUUCCAGUCUGGUUUAGGAAAAUACACCGGGCCAGUAGUAACCAUACCUCUGAAACCUGAUGCGAAACCAAAAUUUUUGAAAUGUAGGCCCGUGGCAUUUGCAAUUAAAGAAAGAGUUUUACAAGAAAUUGACAGAUUGGUUGAAGAAGAUGUGUUGGAACCUGUGAGCCAUUCGGAGUUUGCCAGCCCACCGUCCGACAGACCAUCUUUGAAGAAGAUAGCUCUCCAGGAAUAUGGUAGCACAGACAUAGAGUCUGAUAGUGGAGAUGAUGCUCACUAUAAUGCAGAUAGCCAAUAGUUAGAUAAUUAGUUACCAAUACUAUAAUAAUCCCAAAAGACUAUGAAAGCAUGUGUAGGGUAUAAGUGAACAAUAUAGAUUAAGUGAAUAGACAGUGUAGUGUAACGGACUUA